UUGAUAUCAUCAACUUUUUCUAAUUACAAGUAAUAAACUUUAAAAGAAAUUGCAAAUAAUAUAUACUUUGUGUAUUAAAAUCGCAGUUUCCGCAAGACGCUAAUAAAAGAUAUCAAAACAUUAGAAAGUGAACUUUUCCAUCGAUUGCAAAUUCCGAUUCCAAAUAAUAUCACUACUUUACUUUAAAGUGUUUCCUUGUUUGUCGCAUAAUGCCCUUGAAAUUGGACAUUAAACGUCGCUUAACAUCCCGUUCAGAUCGGGUUAAAUGCGUCGAUAUACAUCCAUCAGAACCAUGGAUGUUAUGUGCUCUUUAUAAUGGCCACGUACACAUUAUGAAUUAUGAAAACCAACUCUUAGUAAAAGAUUUUGAAGUUUGCGAUGUCCCUGUACGUGCUGGACGCUUCGUUUCCCGUAAGAAUUGGCUUAUUACUGGAUCUGAUGAUAUGCAAAUACGCAUAUUUAACUAUAAUACUUUGGAGAAAGUGCAUUCGUACGAAGCUCACUCGGAUUAUAUUCGAUGUAUAGCAAUUCAUCCCCAACAACCACUAAUAUUAACAAGUAGCGAUGAUAUGCUUAUUAAGCUAUGGAAUUGGGAGAAAAUGUGGGCUUGUCAACGAGUGUUUGAAGGUCAUACCCAUUACGUCAUGCAAAUUGUUUUCAAUCCAAAAGAUAACAAUACCUUUGCCUCAGCUUCGUUAGAUCGAACUGUAAAAGUUUGGCAAUUAGGAUCUAAUUUUGCCAACUUUACUUUGGAAGGUCACGAGAAAGGCGUUAAUUGCAUCGAUUAUUACCAUGGUGGGGACAAACCCUAUUUGAUUUCGGGAGCUGAUGAUCGCUUAGUAAAAAUAUGGGAUUAUCAGAAUAAGACUUGCGUGCAGACUCUGGAAGGUCAUGCUCAAAAUAUUUCAGCAGUAAGCUUUCACCCCGAGCUACCUAUAGUAUUAACAGGAUCAGAAGACGGUACGGUACGUAUUUGGCAUUCGGGUACUUAUCGCUUGGAAACUUGUCUAAAUUAUGGCUUUGAACGUGUUUGGACUAUUGCUUGCAUGAGAGGCACCAACAAUGUGGCUUUAGGAUAUGAUGAGGGUUCCAUAAUCAUUAAAGUAGGCCGUGAAGAGCCAGCCAUGUCUAUGGACGUCAUAGGAGGCAAAAUUGUUUGGGCAAAGCACUCGGAAAUGCAGCAGGUUAACUUGAAGGCUUUGGCCGAUGGAACGGAAAUUAAAGACGGUGAGCGAUUACCAGUAGCAGUUAAAGAUAUGGGCGCUUGUGAAAUUUAUCCCCAGACUAUAGCACAUAACCCUAAUGGCCGUUUCGUGGUAGUUUGUGGGGAUGGUGAAUACAUAAUUUAUACUUCGAUGGCUUUGCGGAAUAAAGCUUUUGGCUCAGCUCAAGAAUUUGUUUGGGCUUUAGAGAGCACCGAAUAUGCUAUAAGAGAGAACAAUGGGACCGUGCGUUUGUUCCGCAAUUUUAAGGAACGCAAAAGUUUUACGCCUGAAUAUGGUGCCGAAAACAUUUACGGAGGCUAUUUGUUUGGCGUGAAGACUUCGUCGAACUUGGCCUUUUAUGACUGGGAAACUGUUACUUUAGUCCGACGCAUAGAAGUACAGCCGCGUCAUGUUUUUUGGAAUGAGGCCGGCACGUUAGUGUGCUUGGCUACCGAUGAAUCUUUCUUUAUAUUAUCUGUCGAUACGGGAGCCAUAUCAAAUGCUUUGGAAAAUAAACAAGGCUUAGAAGACGACGGCAUUGAAAGUGCCUUCGAUGUAUUGAAUGAAAUCAAUGAAGUGGUUAAAACUGGCCUUUGGGUCGGCGACUGCUUUAUUUACACUAAUUCUGUAAAUCGUAUUAACUAUUACGUUGGCGGUGAAAUUGUUACCAUUUCGCACUUGGAUCGAACAAUGUAUUUAUUAGGAUAUGUACCGAAGGACAAUCGUUUAUACUUAGGUGAUAAAGAACUUAACGUAGUCUCAUUCGCUUUGCAACUUUCUGUGUUGGAAUACCAGACAGCAGUAAUGCGGCGUGACUUUGAACGCGCCGACUUAGUACUACCCACAAUACCUAAAGAACUUCGCACACGUGUGGCUCACUUUUUAGAAAAGCAAGGCUUUAAAGCACAAGCCCUACAGGUGUCUACAGAUCCCGACCACAAGUUUGAUUUAGCAUUACAGACAGGUGAAUUGGAGGUGGCUGUAAAGUUGGCACGAGAAGCUGAUAACUCCCAAAAAUGGUCUCAACUGGCUGAUGUAGCUUCGCGUAAAAACAAUAUGUCGUUGGUUAAGGAAUGCAUGGAAAAGGCCAAUGAUUUUAGCGGCCUUCUACUGUUAGCUACAGCCUCGGGCGACGAAGAAAUGCUUAAGCUACUAGGCAAGAAUGGCUCAGCACAAGGUCGUCACAAUAUAGCAUUCCUCUCAGCAUUCUUACGCUCUGAUAAAAAACGAUGCUUGGACAUACUCAUCGAAACAAAUAGACUGCCAGAGGCAACGUUUUUCGCUAGAACUUACAUUCCUAGCCAAAUAUCAUAUGUAGUGGAGUUAUGGCGUGAAGAGCUAACGAAAUUCAAUGAAAAAGCCGGUCAAUCUUUGGCGGAUCCCAGCAAAUAUGAAAACCUCUUUCCUGGAUUAGGUGAAGCUUUACAAGUUGAAGAGUUUCUUAAACAAAAAGAACAUGAAAAAUUACCUGCUCGCGCUGCUGCGUCGCUUCCCCUUAAUACAGAACGUAACGUUUACGAGGAAAUGCAAUUGGCUCAGCAAAAAGGUAUUUACGAAAACAAUGCCAAAGUUGAAGUAAAAGAUUACAAGAAAUCCGACGAUUUUAUAAGUUCAACUGUCCCUAUGCCAACAUCGAUAAUAUGCAAUGAGAAUGCACUAACUUCAAAAGAUGAAGAUGAUGAUAUAGAUUUGGAAAUAGAAGGCAUAACAUUGGAUGAUAAUAUCGACACAGAUGUUAAUCUUGAUGAUGACUUUCUGAGUGACGAUUAAAACUUUAUUAGAAAUUUAUAUCCUAACCCGUCUGUGCGUGCAUUUCCUUGUCUAAGGGGCGGUAAAUUAAGAUUACAUAUUUCAGUCUUAAGUUUGUAAGUUUGCGCCUUUUUUUUAUGUGUAUUACUUCUUUCCUACCCCUUUUGAAAUUAAGUUGUUUUUAUGGAAUAAAUUGCGUGUGCAGAGUUUGACUCUGCAUAAUAUACAUA
Messenger RNA from Glossina fuscipes, 3184 nucleotides. It is a transcript of the gene beta'COP, whose product is annotated as coatomer subunit beta'. The record is from RefSeq and is a predicted model, not a curated record. The transcript has 5 exons. The coding region runs from base 210 to 2975 and encodes 921 amino acids. Lineage: Eukaryota; Metazoa; Arthropoda; Insecta; Diptera; Glossinidae. Gene Ontology annotation, cellular component: COPI vesicle coat. Gene Ontology annotation, biological process: intra-Golgi vesicle-mediated transport; intracellular protein transport; endoplasmic reticulum to Golgi vesicle-mediated transport. Gene Ontology annotation, molecular function: protein binding; structural molecule activity.